AAGAGAUCUAAAAAUACUCUAGAGCGUUGUCACGCUUUGAGAUGCCAAUAAUAAUGUUCGAAAUAAGGCCUGAAUCAGUUUCAGAUUCUGUAUAUUCCUUACGUAUCAUGUCUAGCGGUGUUGGGAUUUAAAAAUAAUUGACUACUAGAAGGAAUUUCCAAUUUUUUUGUGAAACGGAAUUGUUACUGAUGCGAGAGUGAUGUGAUCAUUUAGGUGAAAAAUUUUUGCUAUAUAAAAACUGUGUCAAUGUGCAUCUAGUGAUCUAGUGCUAAAUUGUGACAUCUAUUAAUUAUAAGGGAAUGAAUUUCAGCCAUGAGUAGUUUGUUAAAACAAUCAUUGAAUGGAAAUAUUCACAAGAUUAGAGAAUUUGAAUUAGAAAAAGUAAACCUAGGAGAUGAAUUCGACAUUCUUCAAAUAGUGGGCGAAGGCUGGUUUGGUAAGAUACUUCUCGUCGAACACAAGGCUACCGACACCGAAAUGGUCCUCAAAGCCCUUCCUAAACCGUACACGGCCCUCAAGGAUUUCUACAGGGAGUUCCAUUACGGUUUACACCUCGGAGUCCAUAAAAACAUCAUCACUGCGUAUGACGUGUCGUUUCAGACUGCUGGGUUUUAUGUUUUCUCGCAGGAAUAUGCGCCGCUAGGUGACCUGACUUCGAACGUUUCAGAAAUAGGCAUAGGCGAACUUCACACGAAAAGGGUUGCCAAACAAUUAGCCGCAGCACUUGAUCAUAUGCACGCCAGGGACCUUGUACAUCGCGACGUCAAACUAGACAACAUAUUAGUCUUUAAAUCGGAUUUUUCUAGAAUUAAAUUAUGCGAUUUUGGCGAAACCAGACGAUCGGGUACCGUGGUACUCAGGAGAAACGAAUGGUUGCCGUACGCAGCGCCUGAAGUACUGUUGGUACCAACAGAUGGAACCUAUAUGGCUCAAACGUCACACGAUGUCUGGCAAUUUGGCAUCGUAAUUUUCGUUUGCCUCACCGGUUGUCUGCCGUGGCAAAAAGCCGCCAUGGAUGAUCCCAGAUACGUCAGAUAUCUCUCCUGGCAGAAUUCAAACAUACCUUUAAAACGACAACCGAAACUGUUCAAAUUAGUUUCUUCCAAAGCCCAGAGAUUGUUUAAGAAAUAUUUAGAACCACGUCCGGAGAAGCGACCACAUGGUUUGGCAGAAGUCUACAGGUUUUUAGAAGACAGAUGGAUGUCUAAAGGUAUGGAAAAGACCAACGAAACGCUCAAAGAAGACGAAGGUUUAUGCCCGUCAAUGUACAGUUUCCACAGUAGCCCAGAAGAAAAAAACAAACUCUUAUUCACCUUAACCCAAUAUGGUCUGGAAACCACGGUGGACAGAGCAGCCAAGAAGAAUAGAAUCAGAGAAUGGAUCCAAAAUAGUGUAAUAGAAGAAGAAGAAGAAGAAGCUAAUGAAGAGGAAGAAGAAGAGGACGAAGAGAACAUUAGAAUCAAAGAUAAUCAAAACGGACCGAUUGGCGAAAGGGAAUCCAUAGCAGAAAGAAAAAUUAAAGAGAUCAAAAAUCAUCAACACCGAAGGAACAGGAGACACCACCAGGUUAAAAACGAGGUUCCCUAUAAACCCCCUGUAGACCCCCGGAUUCCAUUGGAAAGUCAGAAAACCAUUCCUCUGAAUCCCAGCAACAGAAAUUUCAAAACCAACAAUUCUACUGGUGUAAAAACCGUACCAAAUUCUUGGUACAAAGUUCCUAAUUCUUUGACUUCUUCUGAAAGCGCUUUUAGUAGCGAUUCCAGCUUAACUAUUAAGCACAAGAUAAAUAUUCAGAUACCGCAAACUUGACAUUUGACGUCUGACAAUUAAGGUUAUGUUUAUGGAGAUUUUUGGAGGUUGUGCUAGUUUGAGACUGACAGAGAAUGUUAUUUAAACAUUUUCUGGAUGGUAUUUAUUUUGGGUAGGAAUCAUGUGAAGUUAGAGAAUGGAAGGGAAGUAUACAAAUGUCAAAUUUUAUUAUUUUUUUAAACGAAAAGCGUGAUAUAAAUAAAGUUUUUUUUUAAUUUUUAAUGUUUAUGGAAAAACGUUGCGGAAUGUUAGAAAAUAAUGAUAAACCUUUUAGAAGGUAGUUUUUAUUCAGUAUUCCUAUUAUUUUUAUAUAUUCUAUUAAUAAUAAAUAACUUUAAAUAUAUAUUUUAGUGAAUAUAUAAUUGGCGAUAAAAUUUGAUUAUGCUAUAUUUUAUGUAAAUUUUCAGAACUGAUUAUAAAUAAACUGCUCAAAUUUUGUUUUAUUUUCAUUCUGGUUUUGUAAAAUAUUUGGUCGCGUGGUGAUAAAUCUAGUAAGUAUUGUAGAUAAAAAAAAUUAUAUAAAAACUUGUAUUUGCUAUUUAUUAACAAAUAAAAAUUAUUUGUGGCUUCUAAAAGUACCGUUUACUUUAAUAACCAUAAGUAGAUUCACUAAAACUAAAUAUAAUAUUUAAUAGAAUAAACACACGUAAAUAAAAUUAAUUAGCGAUAUCUUAUUAUUAGCAAUAACAAUUUCACAAGGUAUACAUUUGGUAAUUGUGCGAACAAUUAAUAAAGGUGUUCUCAACAUCUGAAGGUCCAUCUAGAAAAAUAAAUAAAACGUCAUGCAAUUAAAAAUUAAAUUUUACCAAUGUAAAAACUUACUAAUGGGAUACCAGGAAGAGGAUGAUUUGUCAAAAUAUGUUCUCACUGUCGAUGCAGCAUUUCGUAUCGCUAGAGGCACGGUAACAGCUAAACACAGGGCUGGUUCUCCAACAGCUAAAAUAACAUUUAAUAAAAACUAAAUUAAGUCGUUAGUACAAUAGAAAGUACAGACAUCAUUUAUAGCGAUUAAAAAAGUAGCGGCCCCAAGUUCCUACAGAUCACCUAAAGAUCAAAAAAUUACUGUCUGAAUAAAAUUUUCUUUUUUGUAUUGUAUUUUCUUUCUUAUUUAAGAAUUUAGUUUAAUUUUGAAAAACUCACCUUUAGACUUCAAAACUCCUACAGGAUUGGGAUUUUUACCGGGAAGCUUUAUCCUAAAAUCAAUAGGAAUGUCUUUGGCACCCGGAGGAGUAUAAUUCCAAGUUCUAUUGGACAAAAUUUCCCCGUUUUCACCAACUACGACCUUUUCGGUGGUAAAAUAUCCCAUGCCCAUGACAAAAGCACCUUCGAUUUGUCCAAUGUCAAUUUCGGGAUUCAUGCUGUCUCCCACAUCUUCCAAAAUGUCGACUCUGGUGACCUGAUGAAGACCUGUCAAAACAUCUAGUUCUAUUUCUGCGGCACAAACUGCGUAUACCUUGUAUCUAUUCAGAUCUGGGCACACAGGGG
Messenger RNA from Psylliodes chrysocephalus, 3294 nucleotides. The record is from the annotation of a GenBank genome assembly. NCBI's taxonomy places the organism in Eukaryota, Metazoa, Arthropoda, Insecta, Coleoptera, Chrysomelidae.